CUUGGGUCAUGCAACGAUUUAUGAAUCAUGAGAGUGCGCAUGCAAGCGAGACUUUCGAAGGCUGCACAGGUGAGUUACAGUGCAGUAACGAGGGUGUGGCCAAUGGCCAUUUUGACAAGGUAAAUCGGUUCAUGACUACAAAGUCAGAAGACUCUAGAAAAGUUGGUACGGUAACUCCUGGAUAAUAAUUGAAAAGUGGAUAGAGCAAGUGUUUAUAAAAGUUGAAGGGUUUCUCUGCAUGCACACUAUUUUAACUGCACAACAAACAGCAUAUCGGUUUUGUAAGGACAUUCAGAAAGAAUUGCGACGGUAUGAGUGGCAGGAAUGAAAAGAAGACUCCGGUCGCAGAAAUAGGUACAGCAGAGGCAACGACGGAAGAUCUCGGAAGCUCGUUUAACUCCAAACGGUGGCUCUCGUCAUUUACCGCUGACAAACCUACUCCAGUUCUUCAAAAACAUGGUAACGGCGGUAAUUCAAUGGAUGAUGGGUUGUUCGUGGAUUACGACUUUCCAAUGGGAGAUAUGAUUCUUCAACCCGCCAUGGAAUGGAGACGCCCAAAGGAUAUCUGCCCUUCAGCACAGUUCAUAGUGGAUGGAGCAACACGUAUGGACGUGUGUCAGGGAGUUCUGAAUGACUGCUGGUUCCUGUCUGCGGUGGCAUCCCUCUCCCUGUAUCGCCCGCUGAUGGAGCGGGUGGUGCCCAAUGGGCAGAGCUUCCAGGAGGGUUACAACGGCAGCUUUUACUUCCAGUUCUGGCAGUACGGCGAGUGGGAGAAGGUGAAGGUUGAUGACCUGCUGCCUACGCAAAAGGGCAAGCUGAUCUACCUGUGCUCCUCAGAGAAAAGAGAGUUCUGGAGUGCUCUGUUGGAGAAGGCCUACGCCAAGCUGAAGGGAGGCUAUCGGGCCCUGAACAUGGGCUUCCCCCACGAGGCCAUGGUGGACAUGACAGGGGGCAUAACGGAGGUGCUGACUGUGGCUUCUCUGCCCAAGGACCUGGCAGCCUUCCUCAAGCCCAUUCUGGCCAAGGGGGCACUCAUCAACUGUGCCAACUGCCAGGGCCCCCUUGAGCAGAGGAAUGAGUUUGGAAUCAUGUUCAGACAUGCCUACUCUGUAACCGGGCUUGAAAAUGUGAAGACGAAGUAUGAGACUGUGGAGCUGGUCCGUGUUCACAACCCCUGGGGAAAGAUGGAGUGGGAGGGACCCUGGAGUGACAUGAAUGGGCCUGAGUGGAGUCAUGUCUGUGAGGAGGAGCAGAAGCGUCUGGACAGGGUUCAGAAGGAGGAUGGGGAGUUCUGGAUGGCAGUGUCAGACUUCCGUCAGAACUUUGAGUCGAUGGAGGUGUGUCACCUGAGUGAGGAGACCCUGAGCGAGCCGGGCGCCACACAGAGGCCAUGGAACUGCACGAUGCAUCAUGGGAGCUGGGUUCCACACAUCUCCGCCGGGGGCUCUCCCAAAGGGGGCUGGUUCUGGCAGAACCCUCAGUUCCACUUGACCCUGCUGGAGGAGGACGAUGACCCCAGUGACCCUGAGCUGACCUGUUCCUUCCUAGUGGCCCUCAUGCAGAAGCACCAGAGACUCAGAGGAGUCCACCUGGGCAUCGGCCUGGAUAUCUACAAGGCUGCCUCAGAGUGCUCUUACCUGUCCUCUUUGGACCUGAGCUUGCGCCGCCCACUCAUCAGCACCCAGGGUUACGCCCAGCGAACGGAGGUGGUGAUUCGUGGUCGCCUGGCGCCCGGCCAUUAUGUCAUCAUCCCCUCCACCGCGGAUACCAAUCAGCAGGGAGAGUUCAUCCUGCGGGUGUUGACAGAAAAGGGCAACAAUGCGACGCCAGCUGAGAAGCCCGGCACUGAAGUAAACUCCCCCACACAGAUCUCCCUCUUGCGGCUCUCGUUUCCACACCUGUCGGUUCUGCCCUCUCCUGAGGCCACACGACAGCUCUUUAAAAAGCACCGCAACAAGAAAGGAGAGUGUCGACCUUUGGAGCUUCUCAACCUGCUUACCGAGGCCAUAAAAGGCGGAGUGCUGGCGGGGAGCGAGAAGAAGCUGGUCCUGGAGCACUGCAAGAGCUUUGUGGUCCUCACGGAUAGUCGGGGGUUAGCUCAGCUGGACUGGCAGGGGUUCCAGGCACUGUGGGACAAGAUCAGGAAAUGGACAGAUAUAUUCUUGACGUUUGAUAAGAACAAAUCCCAGUUGCUGGAGUACCCUGAAGUCUCACCUGCCUUGAAAGCUGCAGGCAUGGGGGUGGAUGACUUCGUCCUGGAGCUGAUAGGCCUGCGCUACACGGAGCCAGACAUGACAAUCAGUUACCCCGGUUUCCUUUACCUGCUGAUGAAACUGGACAGCAUGAUUCAUAAAUUUCAAGCCUAUGACAUUGUGGGAAUGGGGACCAUAUCAGUUAGCUACAGACAGUGGCUCCACAUGACGAUGUACAACUGACCCGCUCUCACUGGUUUUCAUCCCCUCCGCCGGCUCAACUGGGUUUUGGUGCAGCAUUGUUUUAAAUGAAAAGUUUCAGCUCUAUUUUGCAAUAAAGACUUUCAAUUAUUUGUGCCGAACAUCAGAUUUUAGCAACUAAGUGCAUGCUGUAAUUCUGUUUCACUUUCCGUUGACUGGGAAUGUUUUGAAAAAUGUAUGUUCUGCUGAGAGACUUUAGUGUGUGUAAAUAUCCGCUUCAAAUGCGGGGUGAUCUUGUUUUCUGAAUAGUGAGAAAAAAAGCACAUACCAAAACCAGUGGUACUGUGGCAAACGUUCAAGCAAUUUCCUGUUGUGCAAUUAUUACACGAGUGUUAAAUAAGUCAGACUGAUUUCAGAAGCUAAAAAUGUAGCUUGAAGUACAGCUGCUAAUUUUGUAAUCAACACACACACACCCCAGACUUAUUAAACAAUCUAAAAUAACUGGAAUUAGGAUCAGUAAACGUUGAUAUCAAAGGAGAACAGGUGUAGUUGCACACCUUUGAAUGAAAUGUCCUUUUCCCCAUGUACUAGCUUCACCUGCAACAGGCUUUUUGAAAAAGGAGAUGCCAAAUCUAGGUCUGUCAUUACAAGUAAAUAUAAUUCAUUAGAAAAUGGA
This is a messenger RNA of Oncorhynchus gorbuscha (pink salmon), 3069 nucleotides long. RefSeq lists its product as uncharacterized. Bases 312 to 2435 code for a protein of 707 amino acids. Gene Ontology annotation, biological process: proteolysis. The record is from RefSeq and is a predicted model, not a curated record. Gene Ontology annotation, cellular component: cytoplasm. Gene Ontology annotation, molecular function: calcium-dependent cysteine-type endopeptidase activity; calcium ion binding. The transcript has 20 exons. Lineage: Eukaryota; Metazoa; Chordata; Actinopteri; Salmoniformes; Salmonidae.